Cajanus cajan (pigeon pea) is the source of this 1978-nucleotide messenger RNA. NCBI's taxonomy places the organism in Eukaryota, Viridiplantae, Streptophyta, Magnoliopsida, Fabales, Fabaceae. The record is from RefSeq and is a predicted model, not a curated record.
AUGUCACAUACUGAUGGCGCGCUCGGCGCCGUCCAAGGUUCAGAAGGUGCUAACUUUUCGAAUGGCUGUGAUUGGAACACUGAUGACGAGCUUGAGGUGUUUGGCUUGGCUUAUUCGGAUCCAACAACCGAUUCUAGUCAAGAGAGCUUUGAACAAAGUGUGGUGGAGAGUAGUGCAAGUUGCUCAGGUGCUAAAUAUUCCAAGCAGAUUCACCUAUUUGUGGGAAUGGGAUUUUCCAAAGAGACAGUGAUCAAAGCAAUUGAUGAAAAUGGAGAUGGGAAUGAGGAAGACAUUAUGGAAACUCUGUUAAAUCUUACCACACAAAAGCCCUUUUCAUUGGAGAAUGAUGAAACACUGUCCAUACUCAUGAAUAUGGGAUACUCCAUAGAUGAGGCGUUGACAGCUAUAGACAAAUGUGGUCCUAAAGCCCAAAUAUGUGACCUGGCGGAUUUCAUUUGUGCUUCUCAGUUAGAAAAGAAAACUGUCUCCCUUCAAGAUCCAACUAACAAUAGGCAUGAUGCAUCUAUUUGUAUGAAUAAAAAGCCAAGUGAUGAAUCGGAUCUUCAUACAAGUAAGAGAGUAAAAUUACACAAUAACAACCGGAAAGACAGAAUCUGCAGGCCGAGUGAGAAGAUGACAUCAGCAAUUGAUAUGGGGAUGAUGCAUCAUUCCCAUCCAAUGACAGGAUUUGGUAUACCCAAUGAAGCCAGUUCACUGAUUUCAAGAAAGCUUUCAAGAGAAGUAGCAGAUAAACCAUAUUUCUAUUUUGAAAACGUGGCUAUUGCUCCAAAAGGAGUUUGGAAUAAUAUGUCACGUUUCCUAUAUGAGAUUGAGCCAGAAUUUGUUGAUUCCAAAUACUUUUGUGCUGCAACGAGGAAAAGAGGGUAUAUCCAUAAUCUUCCCAUCCACAACCGCUCCCCCCUGCUUCCUAUCCCACCACUUACUAUUCAAGAGGCUUUUCCAGCAACUAAAAAGUGGUGGCCCUCAUGGGACAAAAGAACAAAGCUCAAUUGCCUUCUGACUUGCGUGGCUCCUGGCACAGUUACAGAUAGAAUAAGGAAAAUCCUUGAAAAUUUUGAUGCUGAACCUCCUCCAAAUGUACAAGAUAAUGUACUUCAAGAGUGUAGAAAGUGGAACUUGAUGUGGGUUGGGAAAAAAAAAUUGGCUCCUCUUGAACCUGAUGAAUAUGAGAAGUUACUAGGAUUCCCAAGGGAUCACACCAGAGGUGGUGGAGUCACCCGGACAGAGAGAUUCAGGGCACUUGGCAAUGCAUUUCAGGUUGAUACCGUGGCCUACCAUCUUUCAGUGUUGAAGGGUCAUUUUCCAAACGGCAUCAAUGUCCUGUCUCUCUUUUCUGGCAUUGGAGGUGCCGAGGUUGCUCUUGAUCGACUUGGAAUAAUGCUUAAAAAUGUGGUGUCUGUGGAAAAAGCCGAGGUGAACAGAAACAUCAUUCGCAGUUGGUGGGAGCAAACUGACCAAAGGGGAAAUCUAAUUGAGAUUGAUGAUGUUCAGAAAGUCUCUUCAAAUCAGCUGAGGCAGUGGAUGACCAAAUUUGGUGGAUUUGACCUCAUCAUUGGUGGCAGCCCCUGCAACAACUUUUCUGGCAGCAACAGAGUUAGUAGACAUGGGCUAGAGGGAGAGCAAUCCUCACUUUUUUACGACUAUUUUAGGAUUGUUGAUGCAGUAAUGGAUAUACAGAGAAAUGAGCUUCAGUGAGACAAGAAAUACAAAAGUGGAUUUUGUUAAUUCUCACUUUUGUACGUAACCAAAUUCAAGGCACAACUGAAAAUUAAGUAGGAACAAUAGGAAGAGAAUCCAAUAGAUACACAAUUUUGUUCUAAUUUUGAUGUUUUGGUAAUUCUUUUUUAUGUUCAUUUGGUAUCGCCUGGUUUUGCUUACAUCCAUGCGAAAGCGAGUUUUGUUUUCUUAGUUCAAAGGGAAGAAGAAAAUGUAAAUGUUCUUCUAUGCUAACCGAUGU